CACCUGUGGGAAGAGGCCCAGACCGUCACUAGAGACCUGCCAAAAUUCCGUUUGUCAGAUGAGGAUCCCCAACCAUCUCAUACACAAAACCCACCAUCAAACAGUCAGAGGUGGACUACACUACAGCUACCUAUUUGAGCCCUCCAUCUCAUCUCAUCUCUCUCUCUCUCUCUCUCUCUCUCGACCCCCUCCUCUCCCCUCCCUUUCCAGCCUUCAGUCUCCUCCCUCUCCAUCCCUCCUCCCCUCCUGUCUGUGUGCCCGGCCCCUUCAUUAACUCUAGUAUGAAAGGGAAGCCUCUUGCUGGCAGUCGCACUACCAGAGCCUCACAGGACCCUCACUCACACAAAAAAGCCCCACACACACUGACUCAGGCCUGGACACGGAGAUACAGUUGGUUGCCAAAUCAUAAUCAGUGUACCUCUGAUUGAGGCCCUGGUUUGCCAAAUCUCUUUAUUUUCUAACACUGACAUGGAGCUCCACAGUGUGCAUAAAACCUUCCACCACAGCCCCCUGGGUGAGGAGAAGCACCAGAUGCUGAACCUGAACCAACGCCUGGAGACCUACCUGAGCCGGGUCAAACUCCUGGAGGAGGAAAAUGCCCUGCUUGCAAAAGAGAUCCAUGCGCUGAGACGCAUUAAUCACGGAGCCUCAACACGAAGGAAGGGCCUGGAGGAAGAGCUGCGGCAGGCAAGACUGGAGGUGGAUGCAGCCUGGAGGGACAGGGUCCACACAGAGCUGGAGGUUGGCAGGCUGACCGAUGAGCUCCAAGCCCUGGACCUGCAGAGGCAGAGGGAGGCUCAGGCCCAGGUGAAGGCCAAGACAAAACUGGAGCAAAGCAGGAUGGAGCUGGAGGAGGAAGAGAGGGCACAGAUCUGGCUGAGGGAGAAGGUCAGUCAGCUGGAGCAUGAGAUGAGGCACCUAAUUCAAACCCAUCAGGAGGAUGUGGCCCACAUGGAGGCCACUUUGACUCAAUCCAGAGCCACAGUGCCACCCACAUUGGCACAAAGGGGCAAUCAGACACCAAACCUCCUACAGUUGGGGCAAGAGUACUCUCAGUGGGCAACCAGGGCAUGGCAGGAGGCAGCAGAGGCCUAUCAGGGGCAGUUAGCUCGGCUAGAGGAGUCACUUAACCAGGCCAGGAGCCGUUUAACCCAAGUGGGCCAGGAGAAGAGCGAGAGCCAGCUGAAGCUCAAAACCCUGCAGAAGGAGAUCGCUUCAGCUCACAGCGUCAGGCUGCAUCUGGAGAAGACUGCAGCCCAACAGGGAGACAAAUACAGCCAGGAGAUCCAGCAACUCCAGGCGCACUUGGAGGGCCUGGAGGCGGAAAAAGUGGAGCUGGGCCAGCAGAUCGAUUGUCUUCUCCUGGAGAACCGACGUCUGCUGCAGCUGAAGAUGUCUCUGGGCCUGGAGGUAGCAACGUACAGAGCUUUGCUGGACAGUGAAAGCCUCAGGGGAGACAACUCUUUGUUAAAUCAGCCAAGAAACAUUCCCAUCACAGAUGCAGUUUUCAGUCCUCAAGGGGUUAAAAUGAAUUACGAGACCCAGCUGUCUGCUAGCCACAAGACGACUUCCCUCUCAUCUGUCCGUGGCAUUACAGGAACAGGGCCAACAGUGAUAACUGCAACACCAAUCUGGAGUAGAAAACCUGUAACCCUCACUAAAACAACACAGGUUUCCAUGAAACAUGCAUAUGAAGACACAUCAAAGUCAGCAACAUGGGAAACCCCUUAUCCAAAAAUAGUGCCGGAUGGAGCCAUUGAAAAUUUCAGACCUCAGGAGGUUCAUGAGAAAGUCACCUAUGCUGAGCCUCUAUCACCUCCUAAUGAGGAGGCUCUUGCUGAAACAACAUCAGAGGACAAAGAAGGUGAAGAGGUUUGGAACACUGUUGGUGUUGAACCUACUGAGGAAAGACCAGAUGCUGAGUCAGUUGUCAGUUAUCAGGUUGAGUCUGGCCUCAGCACUGAGCCACCCUUCAAUGAUGAAGUUAUUCAGCAUCAGUUUACCACAUCCAACCUUACACCACACCAUGCCAGAAUGGCAGAGGAGCCAUGUGGUUUCUCCGAUGACUCUGAUAAGGAUUUGCCUUUUGAAAUACCUGCUGAAAAAGAAGAUAUGCAAGAGCUGCAUGCUCCAACAGAUGCAUUGGUAGAGAGAGAGUGUAUAGGCAAAGAAGAGCAUGUGCAAAAGGAAAUCUCAGAUUCUGAAACUGAGGCAGUACUUGAACCAAACUUUGAAUCCAGGAUGAGCAGUCCAAUGUCUGAAUGUGAGGCUGAAGAAAGCGUGUCUAACAUAGACGUGAUAAACAUCUUCAAGGAGGAUGCAGCUGAGAUAAGGCAAGAAGUAAGCUGUUCUACAGUAAGAACAAAUGAUACGGAUCUUGAGGAUAAGUUAUACCCUGAUGGAGAAGAGAUGGAUACAUGGGAUAGCGUGAUAGAAAGGAAGGUUGAUCUGAAGACAGAUGAUGGCAUAAAUAAGGAUGAAGAAAAACGACAGCACGCUGAACCAGAGGAAGACAUAUCGGCAAGAGAACAAAAGCAUGAAAAGAGAGAAAUUAGCCAGGAUUUUGCCACAGAUGUACAGCAAGACGACAACAUGGCCUCUCCAAUGAUGGACACACAAAUAGAUGAUGACGGACAGCGUGCUGCGUUAGACCAAGAGCAUGCACUGCUUCCUGACAAUGCAGAAGAUGAUGAAGAGGAGGAUUCUCAAAAUGUCUCUGUGUCAUGGAGGACUGAGCUGGAGAGUGACAGCUACGCUCAGGAUAACACUCUUGCUGAUACUCGUCCUCUGAUUCGAUACAAGAUCGAUGAGACUGACGCCAAUACUCAGGCGCCACGCAUGGAUGAGAGCGAGUCUAGUGAAGGUGAACAGCAAAGGAAGAUCGGAGAGCCGGGAACUGGAACGUGGAGUGAAGGCAAGUCAAAGAGAUUUGGAACAAUGGAAGAUCUGUGCGAAGAAGUAGAAGGGGAAGCGUUGGAUGAGGAAUAUGAUCUGGGAUAUACUCAUAUUGACGACAGGGGUGUUGGCCAUGGUAUGACUGUAAGUGAGCACGCUACACUGGUGAAUGAAACAGAAAAAACAGAAGAAAUGAUCAGAAAAGUUAGUGAGGGACAUUCAGAUGAAGAAACGGAAGAACUUAUCAAACCCAUGGCACCCACAAAUGUUGACUACGAUGAGUUAGAGACAGACAGACUUGUGGAACAGGAAUUAGAAAACCUAGCCACAGAGAGCUACAGCGCUCACUUUGUACAGCAGCAGGUCCGUGAGAGUGAGAAGAUACUACAUCUGCGGGGCAAGUCUGUCAAGGAAAUGACAGAGCAAGAAGAGGCUGGAAAAACAAACAUGGAGGACAUCAUAGAUCAACCCUGUGAGAACAUAUAUUUCAGUGAUUUGUCAGUGGAAAUGCCUCAGACAGGCACUCUGGAUGAUGAGGAGGUCCAGAAUAAAGAACAAGAAGUGAUAGAUACGCCAGAGAAAAGAAUGGAAGAGGUUGAACACAGUGUGUCCAUGGUGACACAUGCUGAUGUAACAGAAGAUCACUCUGGCUUUAGUGAUUUCAUCAGCAGGCCAGAUAUGGAAGAAAUCAACAACUCAGAGGAACCUAACUCUGUGUUUCAGGUAACAGCAGAUCAGGAAAACCUGCAGGACGUGGCUGUCCCAACUGUGGAAGCAUCGACUGUAUCUCAAAAACAUCUAAUUGAGGAUGUUGCAGACUGUCAGGAAUUUCCAGAAGUUCCAGAAACAGCUGAAUGGGAAGUCCCAGAGAACCUAAUUGAAGACUUUGAAACCAGAGAUCAGAAUGAAGAUUAUGAAGAAUGUGCUCAUGUGCCUGAGUCAGCUGAAAGUUAUCUACAUGACGACGGAGGCGCUGAUGAGGGCGUUGUGACACGUAAAGAGGAGCCCCUUGAGAUUUCCGCCCACAGUGUACCUGAUGAAAACGACAUCUUUGUGGUGAAGGACUCAACAGAACUGUUGAACACAAAUGGCAAAGACAACGGCCUCCAUGGUUUCUUUAGCUCUGGUCUAAAGAAUGACUUGUGGGUCUCGUCCUUGGAGACUGGUGCCACCUAUCAACCAGAUGAUGCCUGUAAUGAAGCAGCUGAGCAAACCAUUCAGAAUCUAGGGUUUGCUGACAACUUGGUUUGGGGGAAUUUGGAAAACCCGCAUGUGGUUAACAUUAACUCCAGGGUGGAUAUUGAUUCAUCUAAAGCCCUGGCCAUUAAGGAUGAGCAGGAGCAGAUGCAUUUGGAGGAGAAACAGGUGUUGCGUAGAAAUGUUGUUGAGGGGGACUUGGUCCAUUCUGAGGAGUCUGAAGUUGAGGGUGAAUCCUGGUCAUCUGGGGAGGAACCGGUAUAAGAAGUAGUGAGAUUAGAGCGCACGCACCAACGUGCGUGCUGCCUGUUGCCGUAGUGAGCAGCUGUAACAAAAGAGUUUCCCCUCGGGGAUCAAUAAAGUACCCCUGAUUCUGAUUCUGAGAAGGCUGAGUUAAACAAGUUUUACAUCAAUGUUAGUCAGACGAAAAUGAGCUUUACUGUAUAAUGCAUUUACUAUGAAAACCAAAGUCGUGCCUUGGUGAGCACCUCAGCGACGCUAACCACCAAUGUGCCAAUUCUAUCCAUAAAGAUACUGAGCACUUGCCUCGUUUCUUAAACUGACAUAUUUGACUAACCAUUUUUUCUUCUAUUCUUGUUGAAACUCUUCAGUCUUUCAGUGUGCAUGUUCUGGAAGGAGGUUGGGCAUUUCUGCAUGAGGGAACAGCAUGAAGACAGAACAAAGAAUGUCAUUUGAAAGUCAAAGCAUUUUAUUGAUGGCUGCCUAAUCUGCUUUUACUGCCUGAUAGAAAUCAGUGAGACCAGAAGGAAAGGAUUUCUUGUACAACUGCUAUUUCAUAGUGUAUCAAACAGACAACAUUGACUCGUCUUUGCAUGUUUUACACAUUUGUAGAAUUAAUUGUUGGUUGUUUUAAAGUUUUAUGUUAAAGAUGACAUAAACCGAUUCGGAUAAGCAAUCUGUUAUGUUAGUAUUUGGCUGGUCUGAAUUAAACAGAUAGGUUUAACUUCUUUAUGUCCAUCCAUAAAGUCUUUGCUGCGGUACAUUUACAGUCCAAAAUAAACAGUAGAUUCAUGAUA
Molecule: messenger RNA, 5129 nt
Organism: Siniperca chuatsi (mandarin fish)
Lineage: Eukaryota; Metazoa; Chordata; Actinopteri; Centrarchiformes; Sinipercidae
Gene: nes
Product: nestin
Exons: 5
Coding region: 469-4356 (1295 amino acids)
Biological process (GO): positive regulation of intermediate filament depolymerization
Cellular component (GO): intermediate filament
Molecular function (GO): CCR5 chemokine receptor binding; intermediate filament binding
Source: RefSeq, a predicted model, not a curated record